AUGGCAAAGAUAGUACUGUGCCUGGUGUUCCUGGCCCUUAGCCGUGCGAUCUAUGGCUCUAGUCUUCCGUCACCAGUUUCUGGACAGGAUUCGGAGCUGGCCACCUGUGAGCUGCAGCUCUCCAAGUAUCGCCGGUUCAUCCUGCAGGCGAUCCUGAGUUUCGAGGAUGUGUGCGAUGCCUACAAUGCGAGACCUGGUGGCCAGGAUGGGGACUCCGAGGGCUGGCUCUUCCGGCACUACUCGCCACCGCCCACCUCCCAGCGUGGCGAGAUCUGGGCCUUCUUCCGCCUCCUAAUGGCCCAGUUUGGGGACGCGGAGUUCUCAUCCAUAAUCCGGGAUGCGGUCAUCGAAAGGUGUCGCAUCAAGUCCCAGUUGCAGCGCGACGAGAAGCGGAACUCCGUGGUGCUGGGCAAGAAGCAGCGGUUCCACUCGUGGGGCGGCAAACGGUCCCCGGAACCACCGAUUCUUCCGGAUUACUAAAAAUCCCCAUCGCAGCGUUUUCCUCCCCUUGAAAUGUGUGAACAGCCAAAGUUGAAGUCCUCUUAAUAAUAUCAGUGUCUAAAUAAACCCGAAGAUUGCAAAUCGAGCAGCGGC
Messenger RNA from Drosophila suzukii, 594 nucleotides. RefSeq names its product Leucokinin (gene Lk). The record is from RefSeq and is a predicted model, not a curated record. NCBI's taxonomy places the organism in Eukaryota, Metazoa, Arthropoda, Insecta, Diptera, Drosophilidae.